Molecule: messenger RNA, 1389 nt
Organism: Notodromas monacha
Lineage: Eukaryota; Metazoa; Arthropoda; Ostracoda; Podocopida; Cyprididae
Source: the annotation of a GenBank genome assembly
UUGGCGUUUUCGUCGUUUGCCACCUGCGAGGAAUUGCUUGUGCUCGGAAGUCAUUCGGCCCCGAGAUUGCCCAUUUUCUCGUUUCUGGUGAAACCGAAAAUGGGGAGAUAUUUGCAUCACAAUUACGUCUGUGCUGUGCUGAACGAUGUAUUCGGGAUUCAAAGCCGAGGCGGAUGCGCUCGGUUGGACAGAAGCACUCUGCGUCGUCGAACAGAAGGCUCGCAAUACGAAAUGCUGCGUCCAGGUUUCACACGCUUGAAUUUCGCCUACUUUCUGGACGACGAUCAAGCCAAAUUUGUAAUUGACGCUGUGAUCAUGGCCGCUGAAAAUGCGUGGAAACUAUUGCCGUAUUACAAGUUCAAUCCGGAAACUGGAGAGUGGCGUCAUAACACCGAAUCGGGGAAACUAGUAUCUAACCGAAACGCAGAAGAAGGGCUUCAUUCCCCGCCACAAUCCUUUGAGGCGUGUCUAGAAGAAGCUCGCAAGAUUUUUGCCAAUGCCUCUGCGGAUUGUGCGAAAGUCAGUUUACCCGAUCAAGCCGUGAUGUUUCGAGACGUGGAUCGAUUGCGAUGGUUCAUGUUGCCUUCGGAAGCUCUGGAGAUUUUGCAACGAGGCUCUCGAUGCGAAAUCGCCAACGACGUUCCUUUUGUUCCGAAAUCCUACGAAUCGUACACACCCAGGAAUUGGGUGGACUUUGUGCAGGAAAUACCUUCAGUCACGACUGCGAAUAUCGUCCAGAAAGCUAUGAAAACUGCGAAAGCUGAAUUGGAUCCGAAAUCAAAGAGUCGGGAAAAUUUUGAGGACCUGGGAAGAGUGUCGAACAAUUUUGACAACAGUCCGACAACGAGAAACUCUUUGGUGACGGAUAAUCGACGGAAAUCUUCGGAAAAAAUCGUUGAUCGUCAGCCGAUUUCGAAAUUGAUUUCGACGAUGUCUCUGAUGGACGUCACGAGAGAAGAAUUCAAUGACGGAGUUCAAGUGACUAGUUCUUCUGUUCUUGAGUUGAACCCGGAUGAUGGGGAAAAUAAUCAGGAAGAAUCGUCUUUGCUGAAAUUCGAGCGACGUGAUAGUAAAAGAAUAGCUUUGGUUUCAAAGGAGAAUGACUUGCGAGUCGUGCGUCCAUUUGUUUACGUUCGAGAGAAAGAUUUGCGACAGUUCGCCGAAUAUCAAGGAUUGCCGAUUAUUGCGGAAAACUGUCCUGGGUGCUUUGAUGCUCCGAAAGAGCGAUACCGGAUCAAGCAAAUGCUGGCUCAGCAAGAAGUGAUGUUCCCGAAGUUGUUCGCGUCUCUUUUGUCGGCUUUGCAUCCCCUGAUGGCAUUUGGACGAGUUGGAGUGGAGUCGAAAAUAAUGGGCACCAGAUUCUCUUGGAAGAAGGACGGAGAAGACGCG